UGACUGAAUCUCGUGAAAAGCCUCACAGCGGAUCAGUGCAAUCUGCAGCCCUUUGCUCCGGAUCGAGCGGCUCAGUGUUUCAGUAACUCGGUUUCCGCCGCUGAACAUGAACACUCGUGCUGUUGUGUUGGUGUUUGUGCUGAUAUGUCACGGAUCCGACGGCGUGUUUCUUGAUAAAGAUGACGCCAGCUCGGUGCUGCAGCGCGUCAGACGCGCCAACUCCGGCUUCCUUGAGGAGAUGAAGCGCGGGAAUCUCGAGCGCGAGUGCGUCGAAGAAACCUGCGACUAUGAGGAAGCGCGCGAAGUGUUCGAAGACGACACGAAGACGAAACAGUUUUGGUUGAGUUACUCUAAUAAGGAGCCCUGCUUGACCAAUCCGUGCAAGAACAAUGGCACAUGCAUCUAUCUGGCCAACACCUACUACUGUCUGUGUCCGGAAGGCUUCGAGGGCAAAUACUGUGAGAAGGGGUUUGAGGAGAUGCUGAAGUGUCAGUAUGUGAACGGAGGCUGCGAGCAGUUCUGUGACGAUUCCGGACCCAGACGCACAUGCAGCUGCGCCGCGGGAUACGAACUGGGAGCUGAUGGGAUGUCAUGUGUUACUGCAGUCGAAUAUCCAUGCGGAAAGAUUCCACUUCAGAAAAACACUGUUUACUCCCAAAAACAGUUUGUGGGUGGAAUUCACUGUCCUAGAGGUCACUGUCCUUGGCAGGUGUUGAUAGAUUAUAAUGGUGAGAGUCUGUGCGGAGCGGCUCUUCUGGACGAUAACUGGGUGGUAACCGCUGCACACUGCGUCCAUCACAAGGACAUAAAGCGUUUGAAGGUCAUCACAGGUGAUCAUGACCUGGACGUGAUGGACGGCUCGGAGGAGGCGUAUAAUGUCGCUCGUGUGGUCAUCCAUGAGAACUACGACCCCGUGUCACUCGAUAGCGACCUGGCCCUCCUGCAGCUGAGCGAGGAAGCCAAGCGCUCCGCGUACGCCGUGCCCGUUUGCCUGCCGACGCCACAGCUGGCGCAGGGCGAGCUCGAGGCCGUCCGCUUCCACGCGCUCAGCGGAUGGGGCAAGCGAACCGUAGGGGACAACAUCCACCCGUCCAAAGGCCUCGAAGCCCCGUCGUCCUCCACACUGCAGCGGCAGGCCGUCCCCCUGUUGCCCGCAGCGCAGUGUGCAGCGAAGAGCGGCGUCAACGUCACCGCAAACAUGUUCUGCGCGGGUUACGCCGAGGGCGGCAAGGAGUCCUGCAGGGGACACGACGGCAGUCCGCUCGUCACCCGCUACGAUGGAACGUCCUUCCUGACGGGCGUCGUGUCGUGGGGUAAAGGCUGCGAUCAGCCGGGGUACUAUGGGAUUUACACCAAAGUGGCCAACUUCUUGAAAUGGCUUGAGACGGUUAUGAAAACCCCCGUCGAGCAGCUGAAUAUCAGCAGGUCUCCAGUUGAGCCGACUGCUCACAAUUAACGUCUCUAACAGAGAUUUGAAAUAAAACAAUCAGUUGUUUCUGA
Messenger RNA from Labeo rohita (rohu), 1500 nucleotides. RefSeq names its product coagulation factor VIIi (gene f7i). The record is from RefSeq and is a predicted model, not a curated record. Gene Ontology annotation, cellular component: extracellular region. Gene Ontology annotation, molecular function: calcium ion binding; serine-type endopeptidase activity. NCBI's taxonomy places the organism in Eukaryota, Metazoa, Chordata, Actinopteri, Cypriniformes, Cyprinidae. The transcript has 8 exons. The coding region runs from base 107 to 1456 and encodes 449 amino acids. Gene Ontology annotation, biological process: blood coagulation; proteolysis.